This is a messenger RNA of Staurois parvus, 328 nucleotides long. The record is from the annotation of a GenBank genome assembly. NCBI's taxonomy places the organism in Eukaryota, Metazoa, Chordata, Amphibia, Anura, Ranidae.
CACUGAUAGGCGACACUGAUUGGCAGCACUGAUUGGCAGCACUGAUUGGCAGCACUGAUGGGUGACAUUGAAAGGCAGCUCAGAUGGGCACUGAUAUGUGGCAUUGAUGUGCACUGGUAUACACUGAUAUAUGGCAUUGAUGUGGCACUGAUGGGCACUGGCACGUGGCACUGAUGAGCACUGACAGGUCGCACUUCUGGGGCCACACUGAUCAUCAGGGCACACUGAUCAUCACUGCCCUGAUGAUCACUGUCGGCGUGACAACUCGAGAGGAGAGAAAUGCCGAUAACCGGCAUUUCCGUGUUUACAUGUGAUCAGCUGUGAUUGG